AUGUCCCAGCUCGAGCCCCUUCUCCCUCUGGGCGCCCCCUUCUUUUGGGCAGCACACGGGAGGCAGCAAGAGGAGGAGGAGAGGCGGAGGAAACAAGAGGAGGAAGAGAGGUGGAGGAGACAAGCGGAAGAGGAGAGGAGGAAGAGAAAAGAGGAAGAGGAGAGGCGGAGAAGACAGGAGGAGGAGAGGAGAGCCCAGCUGCAGAGAGAGGAGCAGGAGCGCAGCAAAACUAAGGAACAGCACGCUAUGGAGAACCUGGAGAAGCUGUUGAGAGUGAGCCCCCCUCAGGCCCCUCCACCACCGCCCCUGUCCACCGUCCCGCCCGCUCCGUGGCUGGGCAGCUCAGAGCGGCUGUGCCCGCCUCCUCUCACCCCUCAGACGGAGUAUGCCCGGGAGAAGCAGAGGCAGAGAGCCAUGUGGAACAGCAGCAGUACACUCUACCCUCCAUCCACACACAGUACCUCACACCCCCACAAGCCCCCGGCCAUGCAGCCUGCUCCAGGACAAGCCAAAGACUCAGCCUCUGCCAUGGCACUUAGAGAUCCUCCCAAACUCUACCAAGCCCCUCCACCACCGCCCCUCUCAGGCCCCGUGCACAAGGCCAGAGCCAGUGACUGUAAGAGCUCCACUCAGUUUGAAGAGGAGCCUUCAGAGAUGUCCACUCUCCUGCCAGACGGCCUGGCCAACAUCAUGGCCAUGCUGGAUGAGUCCAUUCAGAAGGAGGAAGAGAUGUUCCAGAAUGGAAAGAGCCUGGAGGACUUCUCCCCAGCUGUGCAGCCUAUGAAAGGAUACCCAUGUGCUCCAGACCUGCUCCCAGUGCCAAAGCACCAGGCCAAUCAAGAAGACGGGAGCUCCAACGCCCACGCCAGCCCCCCCGUGCUCAGCCGCCAGGGCUCCCUGGCCUCUCCCUGCAGCCGUACUUCAUCUCUGAACGAAGAGGAGGAGGACUACAAACAUCAGAGAGUCAUCUCCAGGGCUCAUGAUGCUGGAGCGGGGAACACAGACUACCGCCACAGUGACCUGGCCAAGCUCUAUGGGCUCCCCGAAGUGAAGAGUGAGGCAGAUGAAGAAGAGGAAGAGGAGGACUCGCCUUCCUGCUCCCCUCCACGCCAGAGACCACACCUCCACCAGACCGGGGUCAACAGCAUGUUCAAGUCUCUGGCCACAGUUCUGGAAAGCCAGAAGUACACGUACAGGGGAGGUCCGUUUGGCAGGCCCCCUCCCUCAGCGCUGCUUGGGCUCAAGUACUCGUCCUCACUGUCCCUGGGCCCAGACAUCUGCCGCCAGCAGCAGGGCACCUCCCCAGCAUCUGACUCCUCCAACCCCCCUCCCAGCCCCACUGCCCCACCUGAGUCCUGCUCCCCCCGAUCCAAGAACACUCCUGCACAGGACCAGUCCAAAGCACACGAGCCUAUCAAACCCAUCCGCCUGAUCAAAGAGGAGCAGAGGUUCACCGCCGUGUCCCAGUCUUCUCUGUCCGAGCUGGGAAAGAGCUGCGAGGUCUUGCUCAGCCGCCAAAAGCAUGACGGCUACGAGAGGACGGAGAGACACCGCAGUGAGCACAGGGACAGGGAGAGGAAGAGGGACAAGGAGAAGAGGAAGAAACACGGACGCAGCAAGCACCAGGACAGGAGUGAGAGCAGGAGACACAGAGGAGAUCCAGAUGCUUCUUCAGCCUCCUCCUCUCACUCAAGCUCCAGCCACAGGAAACACAGCAAGAGCCACAAGGACCGAAAGGAACGGCGAGUCCUGGGUGACCUCAAUACUCAGAGCAAAAGCGAGAAGAUGGCAGAAAUGUUUGAGAAGAAUCACAAAGAGUCUACCAGCAGUAGCUCCAGCAGCGAGGAGCACCACACAGGUUCUGAGGUGGCCCCCGUAGGCUCCAAUGAUCUUCUGAAGCUGAAGGCGCUGUCCGAUGGCCCGCCCAAAGAGCUGAAGAUCCGCCUGAUCAAAGUGGAGAGUGGAGACCGUGAGACGUUCAUCGCCUCAGAGGUGGAGGAGAAAAGGAUCCCUCUGAAGGACAUCAGCAUCAAGAACACAGCCAGUGAGAUCAUUCGCUCCUGCAAAGGUGCCAAAAUCAAAGGGAAGUUUAAGGAAUCAUACCUGCUCCCGGCCUUCUCCAUCAAACCCAACAUGACCGCAGACGGACCCAUCCCACGAGAGAGGCUCAACCCCCCCACGCCCAGCAUCUAUUUGGAGAGUAAAAGGGACGCCUUCUCCCCCGUGCUGCUGCAGUUCUGCACAGACCCCAAGAACCCAGUGACGGUGAUCAGAGGCUUAGCCGGGUCCCUGCGCCUCAACCUGGGCCUGUUCUCCACUAAGUCCCUGGUGGAUGCAAACUCAGACCAGUCUGUGGAGGUGAGGACGCAGGUGCAGCAGCCCGCUGACGAGAACUGGGACCCCAGCGGCACCAAGCAGACGUGGCCCUGUGAGAGCAGCCGCUCCCACACCACCAUCGCCAAGUACGCCCAGUACCAGGCCUCCAGCUUCCAGGAGAGUCUGCAGGAGGAGAAGAGCAGUUCUGAUGAAGAAGAGGAAGAGGAGAAGGAAAAGGAGAAGAAACCCUGUGCUGAAACUCUGAAGGAGAGCCCCAAGGACAGCACCAAGGAGAGCACCAGCAAUGAACAGAAACCACCAGGAAAGAUUAUCAAAUUUGGGACCAACAUUGAUCUGUCAGACCCCAAGAGAUGGAAGGCCCAGCUACAAGAGCUGCAGAAGCUGCCAGCCUUCAUGAGAGUCGCCUCCAGUGGGAACAUGCUGAGUCAUGUGGGACACACCAUCCUGGGCAUGAACACAGUGCAGCUGUACAUGAAGGUCCCAGGGAGUCGCACCCCAGGUCACCAGGAGAACAAUAACUUCUGCUCAGUGAACAUAAACAUCGGCCCCGGGGACUGUGAGUGGUUCUCAGUGCACGAGCACUACUGGCAGGCCAUCAGCGACUUCUGUGAAAAGCACGGUGUGGACUACCUGACCGGCUCAUGGUGGCCUGUGCUCCAGGAUUUGUAUGCGGCAAACAUCCCUGUGUACCGCUUCAUCCAGCGUCCCGGUGAUCUGGUGUGGAUCAACGCGGGCACGGUGCACUGGGUUCAAGCUGUGGGCUGGUGCAACAACAUCGCCUGGAAUGUGGGCCCUCUGCACGGAUACCAGUACCAGCUGGCUCUGGAGAGGUUUGAGUGGAACGAAGUAAAGAAGGUCAAAUCUAUCGUCCCCAUGAUCCACGUGUCCUGGAACGUGGCCCGUAGCCUCAAGAUCACAGACCCCGACACCUACAAGAUGAUCAAACACUGCCUGCUGCAGUCCAUGAAGCACAUUCAGAUCUUGAGGGACCAGCUGGUGGCCGAGGGGAAGAAGAUCUCGUAUCAGAGUCGUGUGAAGGAUGAGCCAGCCUACUACUGCAACGAGUGUGAUGUGGAGGUGUUUAACUUGCUGUUUGUAACCAGUGAGAACAGCAGUAGGAAGACGUACAUGGUGCACUGUGAGGACUGCGCCAGGCUCAUGAGCCCGGGCUUGGGCUCUGUGGUGGUGCUGGAGCAGUAUCGUAUGGAGGAGCUCAUGGCCGCCUAUGACGCCUUCAGCCUGGCUGCCCCCUCCAGGUGACCACGCCUCACUGCACCUCUCUGCCAAAACCAAAACACACCCACGGUUUGAAUACUACUCUCCGGUCAGACAUUGUGCUAAUCAUUACUGUUUACAAGACAUUACCACGUCACCAUCUCAUCCAGGUUACCCCAGAAUGGUGCUCAGACCUCCAGCCAGCCGCAGAUCAAACCAGGACUGGACUCAUUUCUACCCAUGUUGUUUUUUCUAAUUCUGAGGUGCUGUUUUGUAAUUUAUUGAGUUUUUUAUGAUAGAUUAGCUUAGAUAUAUACCACAUUGGCCUUGUAACGUCUAUUUAUGAGAGAGAAAAAGGAAAAAUACUACUAGAGUUAUGAACCUUUUUAACGCAUUAAGACUUUUUUGAACAAUUUGGAUUUCUUCAGAACAUACGGGUUGGCGCGACUGCUUUUCUGUGUUGUAAAUGUUUUUUAUAAAUGUUAUUUUUUGUCUUGAAUGCUCUCCUGGUGUUACCUUGGAGCUGUUCCUCUUUUGUACAUUUUUAUUUAAAUGUUUCUUCUAUUUAUUGGAAAUACCAUGAUUUUGUUCUAGGGUUUGUGAGUUCUCGUAUUGGUCGGUGAAAGGGGCUGCUGAUUUUUUGUUUUUUUUUUGGUGCUGGCCUCUCCACUCCUGCCUUUUCUCUAAAUAUAUAUAUGAAUCUUUAUCUUGAAUAUUAAUGCCACCUUUCCUGUAGACUAUAGGCACACUGCUAACAUAGACUGAGGAAUGCUGUUGUAUGCUUAUGAAAGACUUCACUUUUUUCCAAAGGGUUACUUGUAAUUUUCUAUGAUGUAGGGGGCUUUUAGGUGAAAUUGUAAGAUUUUUUGUUGAUAACAGAUUUCAUGGUGCUAAACGUUUUUGUUUUUUACUUUGUUUUUGUUCUCAUUGAAAUAAGAAUUCUAUUUUCUAUUUUUCCUGCUGCAAUAUCCCCUUUCCUUUGUGUGCUUAUUAUUUAUAGCUGCACUGUUGGAGAUUCCACAUGGACACCACACACCAAACUGAGCCAGACAUGUCUUAAACACUUGUGAAAUUGUGUGAUUCUUAAUAAACGCUCUUUGACAGUGA
Molecule: messenger RNA, 4659 nt
Organism: Boleophthalmus pectinirostris (great blue-spotted mudskipper)
Lineage: Eukaryota; Metazoa; Chordata; Actinopteri; Gobiiformes; Gobiidae
Gene: kdm6ba
Product: lysine (K)-specific demethylase 6B, a
Exons: 14
Coding region: 1-3597 (1198 amino acids)
Biological process (GO): heart development; regulation of gene expression
Cellular component (GO): MLL3/4 complex
Molecular function (GO): chromatin DNA binding; RNA polymerase II cis-regulatory region sequence-specific DNA binding; histone H3K27me2/H3K27me3 demethylase activity
Source: RefSeq, a predicted model, not a curated record